Scylla paramamosain (green mud crab) is the source of this 2072-nucleotide messenger RNA. RefSeq lists its product as uncharacterized. The record is from RefSeq and is a predicted model, not a curated record. The transcript has 3 exons. The coding region runs from base 30 to 1679 and encodes 549 amino acids. Gene Ontology annotation, molecular function: glycosyltransferase activity. NCBI's taxonomy places the organism in Eukaryota, Metazoa, Arthropoda, Malacostraca, Decapoda, Portunidae. Gene Ontology annotation, cellular component: cytoplasm.
CGCUGAAGACGACGUUUACCGGAUUACAGAUGAAGCUCUCCCACAACACGGCGUCACUUGCCCUAUGGAAGGUGUGGAAGAGGUUUCGUCCUUGCCAAUCAUGGCCAAUACUUCCCAUCCCAUUCUUGGCGCUUGUGUUUUGGAUCGGCCUCAGCAUACAUGGGAUGUUAAGCACAAACACUCGGCUACCAAUGUACUACCGUGCUCCGCCACUCGCCAGAUUCGGCGUAGACUUCAGAACCUCCGUCGGACCGUCGCGGGUAAUCCCAAGGGCGCUGUUUCACCUGAGAGCCAACGUGGACAACAGCACGUGGGAGAAGCUGGGUGACGUGGUGGGUCGAGUGUACAACCUCCCGCCACUCUACGGCAUUGAGAAACGUCCGCAUCUGGUCAGUAAAUGCGGCAAAUAUCCUGCCCUCGUCGACUUGUCCUUCAGUAACGUCUAUUGGCAAGUCUUUCAUUCUAGUGAUGGAACGUUUUACUUGUACAGCGCAUUCUUCGAUAACCGCACCCUCACUCGGCCAGGACCGUCUGUACGCAUCCUUGGCAUGGCGGAUCGAAUCAAACCUGCCGUCAGGACUCACUGCCAGCUGUGGUACGAGGGCCAGGGUACCCCCGUAGUGGCCAAGGUGGUCGAGUAUCGGCAUCUUGUGAUCGGUGCCAGUGACAACAAAAGGAAAGGCACCCUGCAGUCAUACUUGCUGCAGUGCGUCAUUCCUGAAUCACACAGGCAACGAGUCCCGCAGUCAGUUUCACUGGUGGAAGGACGCUGCGACCGGUCCACCAACAACCUGCGAGUGGUUCACAAUCCUCUACCUGAAGGAGAGAAAAGUAACUUUGCUGUUUGUGUGAAGGGCAUGGAUUUUGACGAGGAUAUAAGUUUGAGAAUGGUGGAGUGGUUUGAACUACUUUUCUUGUUAGGAGCUGACAAAGUGUUCGUGUAUGAUUUGGGAAUACACCCUAACAUCUCUAAGAUACUAAAACAUUAUGAGUCCAAGGGCAAAGUUGAUGUGAGGAGUCUGACGCUUCCAGGUGAACAACCCACCGCACGCGGGCUUGUCAGGCGGUAUCUUCAAGCCAAGAUUUUCAGCAAGCGGCGAAAUGAAUUAAUCCCCUAUAAUGACUGUUUAUAUAGAAAUAUGAACCUUUACAAGUUUAUUGUACUGAUCGAUAUUGACGAAGUCAUCAUGCCUAGAGCAGUCCCAAGCUGGAAGGAGCUGCUGGAACAAGUGGCGCCUCAGGUCAUGUCGGGAGAGGGUCAUCCAUACGCCUCUUACUACGCACGCAACGUGUAUUUCUUAGAUUCAAUGCAGGACAAGCACGGGUUGGCGAUGGACAUACCUCGUUUCAUGCACAUGUUGCAACACCUGUAUCGCGCUGCCAACUACACACCACCCGAACGUUUCAUCAAAGCUUUCCAUGACCCUCAGCUGGUGCUCACACUGCACAACCACUUUGCUUUUUCCUGCUUGACACACAAGUGCCCCCCCUUCCGCAUCCCAACAGAGGUUGCGCACCUUCAACAUUACCGUGUGCAGUGCGUGUCAAAGAUUAAGGAUUUGUGUCCCUACUACAGGAACCACACCGUCCUGGACGGUGAUAUCCUCAGGUUUAAGGACCCUCUGCUGCGCGGCACCCUCCGCACUCUGCGUCACCUCGGGUUCCUGCAGAAAAAAUAGGCCACCACUGGCCAUUAAUUCCAUGAGCAACUGGAUGUUUUCUGUGUGUGUGUGUGUGUGUGUGUGUGUGUGUGUGUGUGUGUGUGUGUGUGUGUGUGUGUGGGUGUGUGCGCGCGCGCGCGCGCGCGCUAACUGCAUACCUCCCCUCUUCUCGCGGCCUCGCUGCACAGGACUUUCUUCUUUCUCUCCCCUAUUCUAUCCACCUCUCUAAUGCAAGAGUUAACCAUUUUUCUCAUUCAUUCAUCCCUCUCUCUAGUAAACUGGAACUCCCUGUCUGCUUCUGUAUUCCACCUUCCCAUGACUUAAAUAAUUUCAAGAGGGAGGUUUUAAGACACUUAUCCUGUAAUUUUUGACUACCGCUUUCGUUCCUGUUCGGGGGCCGGCACCUCAGUG